CUCUUUUAACAAAACAUUAAAUACAUACAAUCAUAAUUAUCAAUAUAAAAAAAUAUAAAAUUAUAGAAAAAUAGACAAAUGUCUAUGUAAACAAAUUACGUUAAAAAUUAAAAUUUUAUUAUAUAAAAAGUAAAAGAAGCAAUAAUUUAUUUACCUUUAUUUCUUAAGCAACAACAACGGUAAAUUGUUAAGUAACAACAACAUCAGCAUGGGAAAUAAAUCAAGUAAUAUUUCUACUUAUCCACAACAUGACGAUCCGGCCUAUAGAAAAUGUCAAGAAUUAAAGAUGGAACGUUGGAUCCAAAUGCACUAUCAAAUUAAGGAACGUGAACAAGCCACGGAAAUAGCUCGUGAUAGGGAAUUUUUUUACUGGCUUAGUGGUUUCUAUAUAACAUCGUUAUUUGGUUGCUUUUCUUUCUAUCAGCGCACAAGAAGACCGGUUACAUUACUGCCCAUGGUACCUUUAUCUUUUGUUAUGGGCUAUUACGGUGACUUGGCCUAUGGCAGUAAGAUACAUCGCAUUAAAGAAGCUAAUAUGAUAAUGGAACAUGAACCAGAAUUGCUGCAUUGGCCUGGUGGUCUACCCACAGUGGCAACUAUCGAUGAGGCACGUGUGGAAGCUGAAAUGGAAAAGAAAAUGCAUCCACAUCACUCAUAGGCUCAAAAUGCACACAAUGAUUUAAUAAGCAGCUUAGAAAUUCCAUAUGAUGCUCAAGUUAUACUAUUUUUCAUUAAUACUUAAUGAUGGUAUUCACGAAAAUAAAACGCGUAUUUAAUACAUAGUUAUUUAGGACAAUAUAAAUAUUUCUUAAAAUUAAAAAUUUCAAGUAUUCAUAAAAUGUACCAAAUAAUGUAGUUCCACAAAUUAAUGUGUGUGUGUAAGUAAAGUUUCAAACAAUGAAAACGAACAAUAUUUAUUAUUAAUAAUUUUUAUUUCUUAUUCCUAUUGUGGUAAAUUAUAUUUUAAUAACAUUUAUAUUUAUAGUAAUGUAUUAACAAAUUCCUUAACUUAUUUAAAUCGUAUACACUUUUCAAAAACCAUUAAAUGUUAGCUACAAUUUUUCACUACUCUUUGUGUGAGUUAAUUUGAUCUAAUAAUAAAAUUAAGAGAAAGCCUUUUAAAAUUAAA
Molecule: messenger RNA, 1129 nt
Organism: Calliphora vicina (urban bluebottle blowfly)
Lineage: Eukaryota; Metazoa; Arthropoda; Insecta; Diptera; Calliphoridae
Product: plasminogen receptor (KT)
Exons: 3
Coding region: 209-658 (149 amino acids)
Biological process (GO): positive regulation of plasminogen activation
Cellular component (GO): plasma membrane
Source: RefSeq, a predicted model, not a curated record